This is a messenger RNA of Botrytis sinoallii, 282 nucleotides long. RefSeq lists its product as uncharacterized. NCBI's taxonomy places the organism in Eukaryota, Fungi, Ascomycota, Leotiomycetes, Helotiales, Sclerotiniaceae. The transcript has 2 exons. The record is from RefSeq and is a predicted model, not a curated record. The coding region runs from base 1 to 282 and encodes 93 amino acids.
AUGACGAACGAAGGCGACGAGGAAGAAACUGAACCGCCGCAGUUCGCUACGGCGUUCAAAAUGGUUGAGCACUUGACGAAAGUACACAACUAUGAAUGGGAUGAGGUGUAUGUCGGUGUUUGCUUUAUGUUUGGGAUUAUGGGGGAUCUUAGUACUUUGACUGGUGGUGGUGAUGUUGCUUGGAGGCAUGAGGUAUGGAAAGUGUAUUAUAUUAAUUACGGGAAGAAGCUGAAACUAUUUACUUCGAAUGUGUGGAAUUUGAAUGUGCAUUUAGCUAGCUAG